This is a messenger RNA of Centropristis striata (black sea bass), 4989 nucleotides long. RefSeq names its product solute carrier family 12 member 7b (gene slc12a7b). The coding region runs from base 217 to 3630 and encodes 1137 amino acids. The transcript is spliced from 26 exons. Lineage: Eukaryota; Metazoa; Chordata; Actinopteri; Perciformes; Serranidae. Gene Ontology annotation, cellular component: membrane. Gene Ontology annotation, biological process: chloride ion homeostasis; potassium ion import across plasma membrane; potassium ion homeostasis. Gene Ontology annotation, molecular function: potassium:chloride symporter activity. The record is from RefSeq and is a predicted model, not a curated record.
GUCAAGAGCAGACGUCUGCCCAGGAGAGGAAAGCACACCAGGGCUGGUGAAAGUCUGGAUGAAAUAGCAAACAACUGAGAAGGAGAAAGAAGAGAGGAGUGACAGCUGUUGGACGGAGGAAGAGAGAGAGGAGCAGCAGACCAGAGAGGGAGGAGAGAGGAGAAAGAUAAGAGUGUGGCAAACAGGAGACACUGAGAGGAAGCACAUGGUGUAAAAAUGCCCACCAACUUCACUGUGGUCCCAGUGAAGGACGGCACUGGAAAGGCAAAAAAGGGUAACAAGGAGGAUGAUGUGGAUGACAACAAUGUCAUAAAAGAGGAAGAGGAGGGAGCUACAGGUGAUGGCUUACCAAAGGAAAACAGUCCCUUCAUCAACAACACAGACAAUGACAAAGGAAACAGCUACGAUGGCACCAACAUGGCCCUUUUUGAGGAGGAGAUGGACAGCAACCCCAUGGUGUCAUCUCUGCUUAAUAAACUGGCAAACUACACCAACCUGACCCAGGGGGCCCAGGAGCACGAGGAGGCCGAUGAUGACGAGGGACCCAAGAAGAAAGCAGUUAAGAGCCCUCAGAUGGGGACCUUCAUGGGUGUCUACCUCCCCUGCCUCCAGAAUAUUCUCGGGGUCAUCCUGUUUCUGCGUCUCACCUGGAUUGUCGGCACUGCCGGCAUCUUGGAGUCCCUGGCUAUUGUCAUCCUGUGCUGCUCUUGUACCAUGCUGACUGCUAUAUCCAUGAGUGCAAUCGCUACCAACGGUGUUGUUCCAGCUGGAGGCUCCUACUAUAUGAUCUCCAGAUCUCUGGGCCCAGAGUUUGGUGGAGCUGUCGGUCUCUGUUUCUAUCUGGGCACAACCUUCGCUGGCUCCAUGUACAUACUUGGUACUAUAGAGAUUCUGCUGACCUACAUCGUGCCUAAAGCAGCCAUCUUUGUGGCAGAGAGAAAGGAGGAUGAGGUGGACGCCCUGCUGAAUAACAUGCGAGUUUAUGGCACGUGCUGCCUAGCGCUGAUGUCCGUGGUCGUAUUUGUAGGGGUGAAAUAUGUCAACAAGCUGGCACUCGUCUUCCUGGCUUGUGUCAUUCUCUCCAUCCUCGCCAUCUAUGCUGGAGUCAUCAAGACCAUCUUUGAGCCACCAGAUUUUCCUGUUUGCAUGUUGGGAAACCGUACUCUGCAGAACCAAAACUUUGACAAAUGUCUAAAGACUGAUGUUAUAGGCAACCUAACGGUCACCACCAAGCUGUGGAGUCUCUUCUGUGAUGGACCUGAGCUUAAUGCAACGUGCAAUGAAUAUUUCGACAACAACAAUGUGACCGAGGUGCAGGGCAUCCCAGGACUGACCAGCGGCAUCAUAUCAGAAAACAUGUGGUCAGUGUACGGCCCUCUGGGUAUGUUGGUAGAAGACAAGAAGUUGUCCUCUCUUGGGGGAAGUGACUCUUCCCAGGACAUCUACCUGCCCUAUGUAGUGAAUGACAUCACCACCUUCUUCACACUGCUGGUCGGCAUCUACUUCCCAUCCGUCACUGGUAUUAUGGCUGGUUCAAACCGCUCAGGUGACUUGCGAGAUGCCCAGAAGUCCAUCCCUAUUGGCACCAUCCUGGCUAUCGCUACCACCUCCUUCAUCUACGUCAGCUGUGUGAUUCUGUUCGGUGGCUGCAUUGAGGGAGUUCUGCUUCGAGACAAAUUUGGUGACUCAGUGAAAGGGAACCUUGUAAUAGGCACACUAUCCUGGCCCUCGCCCUGGGUUAUUGUGAUUGGCUCUUUCUUCUCCUGCUGUGGGGCGGGGCUACAAAGUUUGACUGGCGCCCCACGCCUGCUGCAGGCCAUCGCACGAGAUGGCAUCGUACCUUUCUUACAGGUGUUUGGACAUGGCAAAGCUAACGGAGAACCUACCUGGGCUCUGCUGCUGACUGCUGGGAUCUGUGAGAUCGGCAUCCUCAUUGCCUCCCUGGACGCUGUGGCUCCCAUCCUCUCUAUGUUUUUCCUCAUGUGCUACUUGUUUGUGAACCUGGCCUGUGCUGUUCAGACACUGCUGCGGACGCCUAACUGGAGACCACGCUUCAAAUACUACCACUGGGCUCUGUCCUUCCUGGGAAUGAGCUUGUGUCUUGCUCUCAUGUUCAUCUGUUCCUGGUAUUAUGCUAUUGUGGCCAUGGCCAUCGCUUCCUGCAUCUACAAAUACAUUGAAUACAGAGGGGCAGAGAAGGAGUGGGGAGACGGCAUCCGUGGUCUGUCUCUCAAUGCAGCACGCUACGCCCUCAUCCGCCUUGAGGAGGCUCCACCACACACUAAGAACUGGAGGCCUCAGGUGUUGGUGCUCCUGAAUGUGGACUCGGAUCAAGCAGUCAAACACGUUCGUCUGCUGUCCCUCACCACUCAGCUGAAGGCGGGCAAAGGCCUCACCAUAGUGGGAAAUGUUUUAGAAGGAACCUAUCUCACCAAAGAAGCAGAAGCAAAGAAGGCUGAGCAGAACAUCAAGUCUGCCAUGUCAGCAGAGAAAACAAAGGGUUUCUGCCAUGUUGUGGUGUCCUCAAACCUCAGAGAUGGCAUGUCCCACCUCAUCCAGUCUGCUGGGCUCGGAGGCAUGAAGCACAACACAGUCCUGAUGGCCUGGCCCGGGACCUGGAGGCAGUCCAAUGACCCGCAGUCAUGGAAGAAUUUCAUAGAGACAGUGCGGGAGAGCACAGCAGCCCAUCACGCCUUGCUCGUGGCUAAGAAUGUGGACAGUUUCCCCACCAACCAGGACCGGCUGGGGGAGGGCACCAUCGACGUGUGGUGGGUGGUUCACGAUGGAGGCAUGCUCAUGCUGCUGCCCUUCCUGCUGCGACAGCACAAGGUGUGGAGGAAGUGUAAGAUGCGCAUCUUCACCGUGGCCCAGAUGGAUGACAACAGCAUUCAGAUGAAGAAAGAUCUCCAGGUGUUCCUUUACCACCUGCGACUGGAUGCAGAAGUGGAAGUGGUGGAGAUGCACGAUAAUGACAUCUCAGCCUUCACCUAUGAGAAGACUCUGGUGAUGGAGCAGAGGUCUCAGAUGCUCAAACAGAUGCAACUUUCCAGGACUGAGAGGGAGAGAGAGAUUCAGAGUAUCACUGAUGAAUCGCGUAGCUCAAUCCGGAGGAAGAACCCGGGCGCUGCCGCCAGCACCACCCUCAGCCGGCAGUCCUCAACCGUGGAGGACACCCAGGAGGACGAGGUAGCCGAUGUCCUCCCUUCUUUCCAGGCUCAGCUCAUCCAUGACAGAAACACAGCAUCUCACGCCGCCAUCAAUGACAAGGCUGAGGCCACGCCCGAACAGGUCCACAUGACCUGGACCAAGGACAAGCUCUUCACAGAGCGCAACCGCAACCGCGAGUGUAACGCCAACGUGGCUGUACGAGACCUGUUUAACAUGAAACCAGAGUGGGAGAGUCUGAACCAGUCAAAUGUCCGUCGGAUGCACACAGCUGUCAAGAUGAAUGAGGUGGUGGUCAACAAGUCGCAGGGAGCUCACCUGGUUCUGCUCAACAUGCCCGGACCACCGAGGAACAGAGGAGGAGAUGAAAACUACAUGGAGUUCCUGGAGGUUCUCCUCGAGGGUCUGAACCGGGUCCUCCUGGUUCGAGGCGGCGGCCGUGAAGUCAUCACCAUCUACUCUUAAAAAAAAAAAAAAAAAAAAACUCUCUACCCUACCCUGCACACAUGGGCUGUUGCCAUGGAUACCGGUCACCGGGCAUUUUUGGGGAAGAAGCCUAAUCUGGUUUUUAUGAAGGGCGGGGGGUUGUUGGAAGGCGGGACCACUUGUGACUUACAGAAGGUUUGAAGGACCUCAGGAUGAAGGAAAACGAAUCAGUUGACUGGCUGAGCGAGCGAGCACAGUGUGUGUCCACGCCGGGCCACCGUACCCCCGCACAGGGACGAUAGAGCAUAGAGACACUUUAUAUUGUUCAUUUAACUCUGAAAACGUUGUUAUGUUCUGUUACAUUUUCAUAUUCUUUCCCUCUUGUGUUGAUGUUGUCACGUUACUGGCACUCACUGUGUAAAGAAAAGCAAAGAAGUGAAUGUGUGAUAUGGAGCUGGUAGUCUUUAUGUUGUGUGGUGCACUCUGGGAGGUGCAGGGACGUCUGCUGAGAGGACAGGCUGUGCAGGAAGCUCAUAACAAUACAUACUGGAUUUUUGUGCUAAAUGUUUUCAUUUAAUGUAACUUUAAAGAAACUGGAACUACAGAGAGGGAAAGCUGUCUAGAAGCUGCUGGUUAGGUUGCAGAACAAGUUUACCCAUAAAGCAGCAUUGUAGUCGUAGUAUUCUGUGCUUGUCCAUGAUUAGGUGAAGGAGCGACCAGCGGUUGAACGUGCACCACAUGUUGGAUCACCUUCUGUUAGUCACAUGGGAGCAUUUCAGAUAUUUGGUACUUGAUCAUUGGUCAGCAUCUCCCACCCUUAAAGAACACUAUUGUUUUAAUAGGGAAAAUAGCCAUAGUUCAUAUUCUAGGACCCUUUGUAAGCUCUAUACAAUGACACAUUACAUGUAUACAUAUUUAUGCUAACUGAAGUAGUGCUCAGUUGGGAGUAACUAGGUUUUUUAAUCCAAGGGCUGUUUGACAGCAUGCAGUAGUGUAAAGAAAUAGUAGAUUUCUAAUUUGGUUCAAACUUUAAAGUUGCCCUCAGAAUUAUUUUUGGCUAAAUAUAAAAGCACAAACUGACAUGAGAUUUAGCGUAAUUCUUCCCAUAGCCACGUAGUUUCAGCACUGUUGACUUUGCACUACCUAUCUUUCAGCACUUAAUUCAUUCAUCGUGUACUCGCAGCUGUUUCUGUCUCCUGGUCAGUUCACCACGACAUUCUUCUUCUACAUUCUGCUACAAGUGGAAAAAAAUACUGCUUAAUGAGCUCAUGAAAAUAGGAUGCAGACAGCAAGUAAUUCCAUGCUAUUUAAUACUCAUGUUUCAAUGUUUUUUUUAUAUAUAUAUAAUAUUUUACCAAACAAAACUCUUCAGGCUUUGAGUCCCAGACUGAGUAGAUG